GCUAGCAUUUUUUGUAACCCUACUGCUAUCAUUAGAAAUACAAUAUUUCUCCCAGCACAGCCACACCAAGAGAAUCCACUUGCCUUCACACACUGUCCUCUUCUGACAGUGUUGCACCAGAGGUGUGGAAACAGGCUAAGAUCCUGAGGUUCUUAUCCUCCCUCUCUCAGUUUCCGUCUCUCUCUCAUUCUCAUGCUCACCCUGUCCUCCCUCAUCGUGCUGUUUUCAGUCUGAUUCUCCCUCUUUCCCACUCUUCCCCCUCACUCUGUCUCUCUCUGCUGGUCAAGGAUGGCGUCUCAUAAGCAGAUCCUGUUGAAGGUGAUACUGCUGGGCAGCUCAGGGGUGGGGAAGACCUCUCUGAUGAACCAGUAUGUCAACAAGAUGUUCAGUAGCCAGUACAAGGCCACCAUCGGUGCUGACUUCCUCACCAAGGAAAUCAUAGUGGAUGACCACCUUGUGACCCUGCAGAUCUGGGACACAGCAGGACAGGAGCGAUUCUCGUCCCUGGUGGCGGGGUUUUACCGAGGAGCGGACAGCUGCAUUCUGGUGUUCGAUGUCACGCAGCCCGAGAGCUUCAAGAAACUGGACAGCUUGCGGGACGAGUUCCUGAUCGAGGCCAGUCCCCGAGACCCUGAGAACUUCCCCUUCAUCGUUCUGGGCAAUAAGAUUGACCUGGAGAACAGACAGGUGAAGGCAACGCGUGCGCAGGCCUGGUGUCAGAGUAAGAAAAACAUCCUGUACUUCGAGACCAGCGCCAAGGAGAAUAUCAACAUACACCAGGCCUUCCAGACUAUCGCUCGCAACGCACUCAAACAGGUGUGCUCCCCUGGGCAGGUUCAAUCCAAACCUCUACUGGUUAAUUCACACUCCUGGUUAGAUUCAGACACACACCUGUACAGGUAAAGUCACACAUCUGGGCAGGUGGAUGGGAUAUUGAGCAUGUUAUACUCAGUCUUUACAUUUUAGACAUAUACCAAUGUGAUGCAAAUGGAAGACCCCACAGAUUGACAACCCUCUUUAAGAAAUACUGCAGUCAGACCAACAGAUACGCAGGCUGAAAGACUAGCGAUCUAGUUGACAGAAAGGCAGUGA
Molecule: messenger RNA, 1092 nt
Organism: Lepisosteus oculatus (spotted gar)
Lineage: Eukaryota; Metazoa; Chordata; Actinopteri; Semionotiformes; Lepisosteidae
Source: RefSeq, a predicted model, not a curated record